AAUGACGUCGCGACGGGACGUCGUCUUUUUGGAGCGCGAUCGUACACUCGGUGCGUCAUAGUGCCGCCACGUCUCGAGUGAAGUUAGUUGUGCUUUCUUGCACUUUCUGUACUCGGCGGCCGCUGCGUUCGGCAGCCGCUCCACAGGAAGCAGACAUAACGUGAACGGAUUGGAUCUCAUCCUCGAAAAGAGUUUGACGGCUUGAUUGGAAAAAUGGCAGGAGCUAAUGCUUUAAUUUCGAGAAGUUUGCGUCAAUUAACGUUUGGAAAAUAUUUGGAAGGUCCCGCACGUUUGUUUUCGUCCAAAGACACGGACAAAGUCGACGAGAGUCCGAGAUUGCGUGAAUUUCGGAAAAAAUUGCGCGAACGCGCUCCUAUAGAGAAACUGGAGGAGUUGGAAGAGGGCAAGCAUCCUUAUCAGGAGAAAGAGCCUUUAAAGCCAUUCCCGGACAACACAAAUCCAGCAACGGGCGAAAUCGGAGGACCACGCGGUCCAGAACCGACUCGUUAUGGCGAUUGGGAAAGAAAAGGUCGUGUCACGGACUUCUGAAAUAAUAUUAGCUGUAGGGAAAGAAAUAUACAGUCAGUUUAUAAUGUUAGAAUAAUUGCACCGUAUCUAAGUAAUACACUGAGGAAGACACUUGGAAAUUUAUUUGUAUGAUACAAAAUUUAUUUCCGUGAUAUAAAAUAUAUUUCUGAGAAAUAAAAUUUGUUUCUGUGAAAUAAAUUUUUGUUCUACAAAUAAAUUUUUAAGUAUUUUUUUCUCAGUGUACUCUGUCAAUAAAUGUCAACUCAACUGAUAUAUGUAUGUUCUGAAUAAAAUACUUUGUUAUAUUA
This is a messenger RNA of Odontomachus brunneus, 836 nucleotides long. RefSeq names its product succinate dehydrogenase assembly factor 4, mitochondrial-like. The coding region runs from base 214 to 549 and encodes 111 amino acids. The record is from RefSeq and is a predicted model, not a curated record. Gene Ontology annotation, biological process: mitochondrial respiratory chain complex II assembly. The transcript is spliced from 4 exons. Lineage: Eukaryota; Metazoa; Arthropoda; Insecta; Hymenoptera; Formicidae. Gene Ontology annotation, cellular component: mitochondrion.